Messenger RNA from Zophobas morio, 2605 nucleotides. Its product is annotated as luciferin sulfotransferase-like. Gene Ontology annotation, cellular component: cytoplasm. The transcript has 7 exons. The record is from RefSeq and is a predicted model, not a curated record. Lineage: Eukaryota; Metazoa; Arthropoda; Insecta; Coleoptera; Tenebrionidae. Gene Ontology annotation, molecular function: sulfotransferase activity. Gene Ontology annotation, biological process: sulfation. The coding region runs from base 205 to 1164 and encodes 319 amino acids.
AGCCCCAUAUCAGUGUAUUCCUUAUCAUAAAACAGUUAAAAUUUUAUAUAUUUAAAUGCAAACACUUACUGCAACAACAUUUUUUAUUACGUACCAGUCUUAUCACACUGCGUUAUAUAAAAUCACUUCACGUUACCUUUUGGGAUACGUACUAAAUUGACUAUUAACCAGAAUUUUCAACCCAAAAAACGUUUUUUGUGCACCAUGGAUAUAGACAAGAUUAUUGAAGAGAAAUGGACUAGUUCAACAAGAAAGGGUUACGUAGCUAUUGAAGGUUUCAUGUUACCUCAAAAAUACCAAGACUCUAAGACAGAGUUUGAUAAUUUAAAAGUUAACAAAAACGACGUCUGGGUUUGCACUUUUCCUAAAUGUGGUACAACGUGGAUCCAAGAAAUGGUGUGGUUACUGGGAAAUAACUUAGAUUUUGAAACAGCUAAACAGAAAUCACUAGACGAGAGAUUUCCAUUUCUAGAAUUAUCUGUUAUCGCCGAUUUUGUUGAUGUUUUUAAAAGCAAACCAGAUUUGGUACUACCACCACGUGUUGAUGACUCUUUAAAUGUGGUAAAGAACCUUAAAAGUCCAGCUUUCAUUAAAUCACAUUUACCAUUGCAACUACUACCGAAAGAAAUUCAACAUGGUAGUAAAACACCCAAGAUUAUUUAUGUAGCACGUGACCCUAGAGACGUUUGUGUUUCUUAUUUUCACCACUCUACAAUAACUGACUACUUCGAAGUCACUUUCGACGAAUACUGCGAACUGUUUCUUGCGGGAAAAGUAAUUUAUGGACCCUUUUGGAAUCAUGUUUUACCAUUUUGGAAGAAAAGGCAUGAACCGAAUAUUUUAUUUUUGAAGUAUGAAGAUAUGAAAAAGGAUUUAAAGAAAGUUAUUAAAGAGGUUGCUAAGUUUCUCGAACGUGCACUAAAUGAAGAAGACGUGAAUAAAUUGGCCACGCAUCUGAGCUUCGAUUCAAUGAAACAAAAUCCUUCUGUUAACAAAGAAGCAAGUGUUGAGUUGGUUAAAUCUAUAUAUAACAAGAAGAGCGAUGGGAAGUUUAUGAGGAAGGGUACUGUUGGUGAUCACAAAUCAGUAAUGUCUCAGACAACGAUUUCAAAAUUCGACGAAUGGAUUAAGGACAACAUUCAAGGAACAGACUACGUGGUUUAAUAUUUUUCAGAAAGAGUUACAAAAUUUCGAUUUUUUUCUAUAUAGUCUUACUUAAUCGUAUUAUAUGUAGAAAUGAAACAGUGCAACUCAGGACUUAAUAAAAUACUAUAACAAAAAAUAUUAGGUUAUGUCUGCUGGGUAAAUUACUUAUACUAUUAAUUAUGGUAAUACUUUGACAGUUCGACUGUAGAUAACAAUUAGGAAGUUUAAAUAAGAUGUGUUAGCAUAGGCAAAAAAAGUCAAAUAGAUUUUCCAUUGCCACAUGGUCAUCUUGCUAUAAAGAUAAUAAUAUUAAAACCAUUUCACCACCAUUUGAACAGUACUUAUUAAAAUUUUAUUGGUACCUAUUUCAAAGUUAAUUAUCAAAUUUGGACCCACAAAACCAAGCAAUCAUCACAAAAAAUUCUAUAUCAAAAUGAUAACCAUUUAGGAGAUAAGAACCAUUUCAGACUGCAUAUUUUUUAAUUGAAGUAAUAUAGCUUUUCUAAUAUUUUUUUCAUUCAAUAUGCUAAAUUAAUUAAUUUAAUGAGGAAAAUUUCUACAUAAAUUAUCGCUAACCUCGUGCAACAAUAAAAUAUUAUUAAACAAUUUCUUAAUAAAUUUGAACAAAUUUGUCUUAGUGUACCAUAAAUUAUUCUGGUGUGCAGGGCAAAUAUUUACUUGUUUAUAUUUCCGUUAACACUAGUUUUUAGAAGCAGUUAUCAUUGAUUCUAGCAAAUAAAACUUGAACUAAUAUUAAAUUGGUAGGUUUCCGCUGCACAGAAUGGACGUAGAAAAAAAUAUUUAAGAGAAAUGAGAGAACUUUCGUAAGUAUGAUAAGUACAUUUAGGCACAACAUGGGCUCAGGCGAUGAUCUGGUUAACGGAAAAUAAUUUGGAUUUUGAAGUAGCUAAGCAAACAAUUUUAAACAAGAGAUGGACCUUUUUAGAGUAAAUUUUAAUUACCCUACACUAUGGCAGAAAAGUUUUAAGGACGUUUUGCAAGAUUCACUGCUGUAAACGAGUUUUGAAAAAUAUGGUACACAUGGAAAAUUUUGUGGAAUUAGCGAAGUCACAUGGAAACCCUCUGUUUAUUAAAGCGCAAUCGCUAAUAACAGAAAGUAAAAAUGGUACUACGAUGGAUACGAGUAAAGUUCCAAUAAUACAACAGUACCUAGUAAAAUUUUAUUGGUAUUUCAAAGGUAAUACCAUCAAGGGUUGGACUCACAAAAUCAUAAAUCACAAAUUCAGGCGCAAGAGCUCAGUUCGUAAAAGGUUCGUACUGACGUUUUUGGCCCAUCGUUCGAAGGAUACCGGAAGCAUAUAAACAAAUUGAUUCUUUUAAGAUUUCCAUGGACAAUAUCUCUGUUAGUUAUAAACGGAUUUGUAUAAAAUUUAAAACGUAGAUAAUAUAAUAUGUGAAGACAAGAUUGAUGACAAUAAAGUUAGUUUAUAUUAAAAAA